AUGAAUAGUUUUUUUUGGUUUCGUCUUCUUCAUUGUCGUAAAACAUUGAUUGAUCGGAAUGUAAUACCGUUGGCACGCUUCUUUUACAGUUCCAAUCGAUACACGCAGGUGAAAAGUAGUCUCAAUAAGAAAUUGGAUUAUCGAUUGAAACGUAAAGAUCAUUUCGAGAAAAAGAAUCGCGAGCGCAUAUCUACCUAUUUGUAUAAUAUGGCUUCACCCGAAAUUGAAAAGGAACUUGCACCACUUCGUGCGGCUGUUAAGGAAUAUGGUGAUUUAAUACGUUCUCUCAAGGAAAAUGGUGCCUCGAAAACGGACGUUGAUCGAGCAGUUGUCGAGCUAAAAGCUCGAAAGAAAAAACUGGAAGAGCGUGAACUUGCUUUGGUGCCAAAAAAUGUUUCGUUUUUUGAUCGAUUGAAAUUUGAGGAUCUCUUGAAACAGCGUUUCUUUUAUGAUCAAUCAUUUGCCAUCUAUGGAGGUGUAACCGGAUUAUAUGAUUUUGGUCCUAUGGGAUGUGCUAUGAAAGCGAAUAUGAUUAAUCUUUGGAGAAAUCAUUUUGUUCUUGAGGAAAAUAUGCUUGAGGUGGAUUGUUCGGUGCUGACUCCUGAAACUGUUCUAAAAGCAUCGGGGCAUGUUGAUCGAUUUUCGGACUGGAUGGUGAAAGAUUUGAAAACCGGUGAAUGCUUUCGAGCUGAUCAUCUGAUUAAAAAUUUCGCCGAAAAAGUGUGCGAGGAUAUGAAGACACCGGCAAGUGUAAAAGAGGAACUAAAGGAAGUCUUGAUGAAACUGGAAGGUUUCAGCGAUGCGGACAUGCAUAGUGUCAUCAUGAAGCACAACAUCAAAUCUCCAAUAACAGGGAAUGAAUUGUCCGAACCGAUUGCUUUUAACUUGAUGUUUCCAACAGUAAUAGGACCAACAGGCGAUUUCAAAGCUUACUUACGACCAGAAACAGCGCAAGGCAUCUUUGUCAAUUUCAAACGACUAUUAGAAUUUAAUCAGGGGAAACUACCUUUUGCUGCGGCCCAGAUUGGAUCCGGUUUUCGAAACGAGAUUUCACCGAGGCAAGGUUUGAUAAGGUUACGUGAAUUUACGAUGUGUGAAAUUGAACAUUUUGUUGAUCCGAGUGAUAAAAGUCAUAAAAGAUUUGAACAAGUGAAAGAUUAUAACUUGAUAUUGUUCUCCGGCUGUAAUCAAAUGGAUGGUGCACCGGCACAAAAAGUAUCAAUUGGAGAUGCUGUUACUAAGAAGUUGGUUGCAAAUGAAACUCUUGGUUAUUAUAUGGUUCGAGUUCACAAAUAUCUGCUACGUGUUGGAGUAGACCCGGACAGAUUGCGAUUUAGGCAGCAUUUGGCUAAUGAGAUGGCUCAUUACGCUUGUGAUUGCUGGGAUGCUGAAAUUUUGACAUCAUAUGGAUGGAUUGAAUGUGUUGGAGUAGCUGAUCGUGCAUGUUAUGAUCUAUCACAACAUUCGAAAGCUACCGGGGAAAAGCUUGUAGCUGAAAAAGUGCUCAGUGAGCCAAAAAUUGUACAAGUGAUUGAAGCAGUACCCAAUAAGGCAGCGAUUGGAAAAAUUUACAAAACUGAAGCGAAACAGAUCUUUGCUAGGCUUGAACAACUCAGUCCAGAAGAAGUUGAGACGCUGGAAAAACAGAUUGCUUCUGCUGGAAAUGCAAGACUUCAGUGUGGAGAUAAAGAAGUGAAAUUGCAAAAAAAUUAUAUCACUGUUAAACGAUACGAAAAGAAGGUUCAUACCGAGGAGUUCUAUCCGUCUGUAAUUGAGCCAUCAUUCGGUAUCGGAAGGAUCAUGUAUAGUGUUUUGGAGCAUUCUUUUCGUCAAAGAGAAGGUGAUGAACAAAGAGUGUAUUUUGCACUGCGACCAAUUGUUGCUCCGAUCAAAUGCUCUGUAUUGCCAAUCUCAGCAAAUCCACGUUUCGAACCAAUUAUGGCUGCUGUACGCACAGAAUUAGCCAAAUUUUUUGUAAGCUAUAAACAAGAUGAUAGCAGUGGAUCACUUGGUCGACGUUAUGCUAGAACGGAUGCUAUAGGCAUACCAUUUGGCAUAACAGUUGAUUUUGAAUCGGAAUCAGAACCAUGGACUGUAACUUUGCGCUACUCAAUUACAAUGGAACAGAUUCGACUGAAGGUAAGUGAUGUUGGAAAAACGAUUGCUGAUUUAUCAUCUGAGAGAAUGUCUUGGAGUGAAGCGCAACAAAUUUAUCCUAAAUUUGAGCAGAAAUCUGGCGCUUAA
Molecule: messenger RNA, 2244 nt
Organism: Acanthocheilonema viteae
Lineage: Eukaryota; Metazoa; Nematoda; Chromadorea; Rhabditida; Onchocercidae
Source: the annotation of a GenBank genome assembly